AUGGCACCGCGUCAAAGUCUCGUUAGCAGAUAUGAAGCAAUGCUCUGGGUGUUUAUCGUGCUGAACGCUAUACUGGUGCCGUACAACUCGGCGGAAGAGGCGCCAUAUGUCCAGAUCCUACACGACAGCAUUUAUGAAGGCGAUCGUUUCAGCACCAGCUGCGUGCACUGGAGAACCUGGUUGACCGGCCGCGAAAGCCUCAGAGACUGGUGCACUGUGUUUAUGGAGACACUGGGCUGCGUGCCUGCCAGAGUUGUGGGCUGCCUGUGGCGUGCACGGAACUGGGCUCUGCAGCGUCCAAUACCUUCGUUUUUCUUUCGUUUGCUGGGUUCAUGGAUCGAACCAAAGUUACCCUGCCUCAUCCUCGUACGCUGCAUCAUCGGCAGCAUAUCAUGGAUGUCGCUGGUACUUGGCCAGCGCGCCCUCUCCAACGACGAGGCUCGCACGUACAGUAUGGAACUGCUCUGUGUUCAGUUCUCGGUAAUCCUGGGUGCCAGUCGAAUUUCGCCUGUGAGCCUCAGCAUCGUCGUGUUCAGCUCCGUUCAAGCUCUGAUCCUAAAGGGAUAUGCGAAGGCAGGUUUAGCGGUGUUGAGCUUUGUAGGCACAGCCUCGCUGAUACAGACGGGCUUUCUGCAGGUUUGGUUCAUACUAGCAGACCUAACCGGCUCUGCUGGUGGAAAAACUUUUCUCCUGGGCUUGCUUUCUCGAUGUUCUGCACUGCUGAUUGGAAGUCUCCUGGCAUUUGGCAUGUUGGGUACGACAAUGAUUCCUGCAAUGCGCGGCGGAUUCCUGCUUCAAUAUGAACCAGGUACCCUGCAAAGAAUUCUGACGCAUGCUCCGACCCGUGUGAUGCUCCAGUACCUUACUGCACACAGCAAAGCGUUCAUCUCUCGACUCGCUUUGGUAAUCAUAGCUUACGUGUUACUAGUCAAGCGCGCUCCAUUCAAGGCGGGCACCGCCGGGAGAAUGGCAUUUCCCGCGCUCGCGUACAUUGCAUGCACUGCUUCGCCGUCGACGGUAUUCCACUCGGCAGUUCCGGUGACUCCUCUCAUUUGCGCUGCAGCUGCUACUAUUCUAGGUCGUUUACAUGAUUUUGGCUUAACCGCCAUUGAGUCACAGAAACUCCAGGAGGCAGCUACAGCACUCAAUGAGCUAGACUUGCGACCAUACAGGCGGGUGAUGAAAGAAGCAGAGCGCAAACGGCGCGUUCGCCGCCUGCUGCGGUUUUGUCGUCUGCUACUCGUUGGCGGGGCUAUCAUCCUUCAGGCCUUAUUUUUGACUGUUUCCGUUUGGAAUUCGCCAGGCGCAGAGGCGAUGCGAGCUCUUCACCGUGCGUAUCUCUUGCCCGGCGACCCGCCGCGGGGCGCCGCUUGUCCGGAUCCAUACGUUCACAUUGAUGCGGCCUCGAUCCAAACAGGCGCCUCUACGUUCCUUGAAGUACCCGCCUGGAAGUACGCCUGGGAAUCCGAACCGCGUGAGGGCGCCUCUAAGAGUCUGGUGUUGACACAUCUAGUCACGGAGCAAGUGACUGUCGCUGGUUUCGAACGCGUUUAUGCCUCCCGUACCUUUGCUGGUCUAACCAGGUUCUACCCUUUUCUGAGAUUCCAGGAGAGGAUCUUUGUUCAUCGGCGUCUAUCUGGGUAUGCAGGUGCAAAUGAUGGGCUCGAGCAGCACUUGCCACUGCCUGGCUGCUGGCCAGCGAGACUGCCUUGGAACUAG
This is a messenger RNA of Cyanidioschyzon merolae strain 10D, 1719 nucleotides long. RefSeq lists its product as hypothetical. Bases 1 to 1719 code for a protein of 572 amino acids. The record is from RefSeq and is a predicted model, not a curated record. The transcript has a single exon. NCBI's taxonomy places the organism in Eukaryota, Rhodophyta, Bangiophyceae, Cyanidiales, Cyanidiaceae.